AUGGGUCAAGAGUAAUCAAAAUUAUUCAAGCGUCAUGCUUGUACUUUACAUUACAAAUACGAUGAUCAUGUAAAUUGUAAUAGUUAUCGAUAGGAUAUUGAAUUGAAGUUUGAUCCUAAACAAAAAGUGGGAUAUUAAAAGCCCUUGCGUAUUUAAGAACUUAUGCAAAUAAAUCCAGCAUUACGUGAUUUGGAUUAAGGUAAAAUUUAAUAAAUCUAUAUUAGAUAUAUUAAUAUAACUGCAAUAUUUGCAUGAGCAAGCUCUCAAAUCAAUAAUUUUUGAUUCUUUAAAGAAAUGUGAUGAUAUAAUAUUAUUGUACUAAGCUGCAAAAUUUAUAGUUAAUUGCACACCAAGUGAAUGUUUAGAUCUAAUUAAUACUUACAACAUAAUUACGAUAAUAACUUAAGAAUAACAAAAAGACUUAGAUAAAUAAAUAUUAAUAAUAAUCAUAAUUCACAAUAUUAUUGGUAAACUGCCUUCAAUAUCAUUGGAAUAAUAGCACAUAUCUUGGUUGUUUAGACAUAUGAAUCCAUACAAUGCUUUUAAUGUCACAUUAAUUUUAUAGAUAUUAGCUGAUAUAUGUGUUAAUUAAGAUAAAUGUAUUGAGAAUAUAAUAGAAAUUCUAAAAUUACUAAGAGAUGAAGCAAAGUGGAGAUUUGCCACAGAACCUAUAUUUAAAAUAAUGGAGGUGUAAUAAAAUCUAUAUCUUAUACGAGAUGCUUGUACAUUUAUAAAUGCUUUGGCAGAGACACAUUCAGAUGAUGAAAUGUGUGAAUUAAUUAAAUAAUAGAUAGAAUAAUAUGGUUUGACAGUAAUAUAUGAUGAUGUUAAACUAAAAUUAAAAAAUUAGGAAUAUUAAAUAGCAAAUUGUUCAUAUGAUUACGCAAUGCAAUUUUUGUAUGAUUAAAAGUAUACUCCACAUCAUAGUCAGUUAGAGAAUUAUUAUUUUAAUAAUCUUUAUGAUUUUGAUCCCAAAAAGCCUUUGAUAUUUAAAUAUGGAUAUUUGGAUGAUAAUUUUAAUGUUGAUCCAGAGUAUUUUGAGAUUUAAAAGAAUUAACUUUAAGUUUAAUUAGAUGUUUAUGAUUAAUUAAUAUAGCCAGCUUUUAAUCCAAGAUAAACAAUUUUAGAAAGAUAGAAUCCAUUAUUUACAUCAACAAUAACUAAAAAAAAGAGUGGAGAAGGAUUAGUUGGUGCUUUGAAAGGAUUAUGGUAGAGUAGAGGAAAUGAGUCAACAAAUUAAUAAAUGAUAUUAAAUGCUAUGAAAAAAGCUAAUUCUUUACCUGAUAUAUAGGAAUUACUUAUUAAAUUGAAUGAUGAGUCUUCUGGAGUAAGUAUUUUAUCUAGAUUAAUUGAUUUAUUAACAAAAAAAUUGGAUUAGAUAAUGGCAGAUUAAAAGAAAAGAGAUUAAAUGCGUAAAGAGAGAGAAGAUGGAUAUAAAUAAUAAAUUGUAAAAUAAUAAAAUAUAAAUUUUAGACUUAUUUAUAAUUGGAAAUUAAAUAGAGAAGUUCUUAGGAAAGUUAAAGAGAUUUUAAAAAUUUAAAUGAGAAACUAAACCUUUUAAUAGAAGACAACAAAAAAUUACAAGAAUAAAGUUAAUAAUACUCUUAACUCAAAAAUAAAUUUUAAGAUAUGAAUAAUUAACUUUUAGAAGCUUAAAAAGUGAUGGCAAAAGCACAAUAAGUAGCUGAAUUAGAAGCAAAAUUAGAAGAAUAUACUAAUGAAAUAAAUAGAUUAAAAACAACUCAUACUCAACCUUAAUUAUGUAAAAUAUAACCACCAGAUGGAGGAUCAGAACCACCACCAAAUCCUUCUGAAAAUAUUACAAUAAUUAAGUCUGUUCCUUAAUAAACAGCUCCACCUCCACCACCUCCUCCUCCUCCUCCUCCAUCUAAUAAAUCUACUAAUAAUUCAGCUCUUCCACCACCACCUCCACCUCCUCCACCACCACCACCACCAGGUAAUAAAACUGGACUACCACCUCCUCCACCACCUCCACCUCCUCCUGGUGGUAAAACUGGAGCACCACCACCUCCCCCUCCACCACCUCCUCCUGGAGCUAAAUCUGGUGGACCUCCUCCUCCACCACCUCCUCCAGGUGGAAAAGCUCCUCCUUUACCUAAUGCUAAACCUCCUGUUCCGACAAAACCUAAAUGUUAACCAUCAGUUCCAUUAAAAGGAUUAAGUUGGAAUAUUUUAAAACCUGAUUAAAUUGGAAAUUCUGUUUUUCAAGGUAUGAAUGAAACUGAAAUCAAAUUCGAUGUUAAAUCUAUUGAAGAAAAAUUUGCAUCAAAACCAGCUAAACAAAUUUAAUAAAGUAUUGGAUAAAGUGAUAAAAAAAAAGAAAUUUAAAAAAUAAGUUUAUUAAGUGGAGAAAGAACUAAGAAUAUUGAGUUAAUUUUAGGUAAAUUAAGAAUGAGUAAUGAAAAAAUAAAGAAUGCUUUAUUAGAAUGUGAUAAAUCAAUAUUAAAUCUUAAUGUAAUAGAAUCUCUAUUAAAUGUUGUUCCAACUGAUUAAGAAAGAUCUUUAUAUGCUAAUCCAGAAGAAUUAGAUAAAGAGACCUUAUAAAUAGCAGAUCUAUUUUACUUAGAAUUAUGUUAAGUCCCAGGAAAUGGAGAUAGAAUGUAAGCUAUUAAGGCUGAAUUUGUAGGAAUGGAUAUGUGUAAAGAAUGUAGAGGAAAAUUAAAACAAUUAAAAAAAGGAUUUGAAUUCUAAAAAAAUGAUUAAGCAUUUAAAUUAUUAAUAAAAUGCACUUUAGCUAUUGGUAAUUAUGUGAAUGGAGAUUCUGCAAGAGGAGGAGCUUUUGGAUUUAAAAUAGAUGCAAUAACUAAAGCUGCAGAUAUUAAAAGUGCUGAUGGAAAAGAAACAUUAUUAAUGAGUAUAGUUUUAGAAUGUGAAUAAAUAUAUGAAAAAGAGGGAAAAGGAUCAUUCUUUUCAAAUGAUCGUAUGGAUCUUCUUGAUUUUAUGUCUAAAUUACCUAUCUCUUAGAUGAAUAUUGAUAUUAAUGAAAUUAAGAAAAUAUAAAAGUUUGUCUAAAAUGCAAUAAAAAGUUAAUCUAAGCAUCCAAAUGAUAAAGUUAGUAGAUUUGAAGACUUUUCAUAAUAACUUUUAUUAGAAAUUACAGAUUUAUCUUAACAGUUAGCCACAUGUGAGUAAUUGUAUAGUGAUCUCUGUAUUUUUUACUGUGAGAAUCCAAAAACGUUAUAGAGUGAUGUAUUUUUCUAAUCUAUUCAAUAAGUUUGGAAUAAUUGCAUAAGAGUAAUUUAAUUUUCUUAUAAUAGUCUAAAUAACAAAUAGAAAAGAUAUAAUAGAUGAAAAUCAAAGAAGAAUAAAGAAAUAAAUUAGAAAUACAAAAGAAACAGUAAUAAUCAAAUAAUAAUCAAUAAAAUAUGCAUGAAUCAUUACCGAGAAGAGUUGGUGCUCUACAAUAGCUACAACAAUCUUUACCAAGUGAUGCAGUUAAUUAAUUAAGAAUGAUGAAAUUAAACAAGAAUGAAAAUAGCUGA
This is a messenger RNA of Paramecium sonneborni, 3503 nucleotides long. NCBI's taxonomy places the organism in Eukaryota, Ciliophora, Oligohymenophorea, Peniculida, Parameciidae. The record is from the annotation of a GenBank genome assembly.